Molecule: messenger RNA, 507 nt
Organism: Suillus bovinus
Lineage: Eukaryota; Fungi; Basidiomycota; Agaricomycetes; Boletales; Suillaceae
Exons: 1
Source: RefSeq, a predicted model, not a curated record
AUGAUACUAAAAACAGCGAAAAAACUCAACAUCAGUUUCGCACCGAUAAAACUCUCAAAAGAACUUAAGAAAAGUCUCCCAUCAUGGUGCCAUCCAGGCGCACCUAAGAACACGUACCACAAAUCAAAAAAUAAAUGCCUAAUAGACACGCAUAAAUCGGACAACAUCAAACACCUUCUAAAAAUCAGGAAAAGACUAACGCGAAUCAGCGAGAACGGCCAACACUUCCCGAGAAAAACAUGCCCCUGUACUGCAUGUAAUAAAGACCGAGAAGAAGGAUGCAAUAACCCUCACACCUGCGCCCAAUACGCAAAUGAAAUCCUAUUUAAAAUCGCACCCAAAUUUAACACCAAAACAAAACCGAAAAAAGAUGGACUAUCACUAACUCACCGCAGAAAAGAAAAGAACUAUCAGACACACCAAAGACGACAAGGGGAAAUCCUCUUCGAUCCCACAGUAACGAUACGAUCCAGCCUAUCAGAAUGCUUCAGAAUCUUCCUAGACCCA